Molecule: messenger RNA, 1318 nt
Organism: Zootoca vivipara (common lizard)
Lineage: Eukaryota; Metazoa; Chordata; Lepidosauria; Squamata; Lacertidae
Gene: SPIB
Product: Spi-B transcription factor
Biological process (GO): regulation of transcription by RNA polymerase II; cell differentiation
Cellular component (GO): nucleus
Molecular function (GO): DNA-binding transcription factor activity, RNA polymerase II-specific; sequence-specific DNA binding
Source: RefSeq, a predicted model, not a curated record
UGCUAUAUAAUUCCCACCCCCCGCCAAGUUGCAAUCGGCAGACGGAGACGGAGAGUUUAGGAUCGGUGGCCUCCGAACGGCGAUCGUGGCGGACUAAGGAUGCUGGACGUAGACUACGCGCAGUUCGAGGGGUCCCAGUAUGGCUAUAUGUUUCCCAGUGGCUGCAUCUAUGACCUGGACUCUUGCAAACAAGAACCCACCUUUCCUUCCUGCCUUGGAGACCCCGAUAGCUCCCCAGAGUCUUGCAUGAACUGGCUGGAGAUGCAGGAGCCUGGCUAUGAAGGCUAUGAGGUGGGGCAGCUGGCCCAGCUGCAGAAUGUCCAAGUCUCCUACCUGCAUAGUUCUUACCCGCAGCUCUCCAUGGAUUCUGUCUACAGCCAGGAGGGAUUGGUACCCACUCAGAACAUGUGCCUUGCGCCCAAGGAAGACUACAACACCCAGAUCUACCUCCCCUACGAGCAGUACCCUCUUCCCAGGGAAGUGCCUAGCCCCUCGUCGGAAGAAGAGGAAUUCCACGGGGAGAGUCGGAACCUGGAGGUGUCCUCGGACAGCGACUUGGAUGAGAAUCUCUCGCCUGGUUUUGAUUCAGGCUCCCGACGGAAGUUGCGCCUCUACCAGUUCCUGCUGGAGCUCCUUGAGCGCGGCGACAUGAAGGAAUGUGUGUGGUGGGUGCACCGCGACGCCGGGAUCUUCCAGUUCUCCUCAAAGCACAAGGAGCUCCUGGCGCAUCGCUGGGGACAGCAGAAGGGCAACCGCAAGAAGAUGACCUACCAGAAAAUGGCUCGGGCGCUACGCAACUACAGCAAGACAGGCGAAAUUCGCAAGGUCAAGAAGAAGCUCACCUACCAGUUUGGGACAACUCUGGUGGCGCAGUCGGCUACCUCCUAAACUCCACCCAUCCACCCGCUGCAAGAAUAUGGGGCUGGGGCCAUUAAUGAUGACUGGACCUCCAUUCUCUGCCUUCUCCAGACCAACCCCUUUCUGGUGCCUUCAACCAAACUGCACGAAAGAAUCUAGGCUGGGUGGGAAAAGUUGUGAAGACCCAAAUGAGGGUGGGAUGGGCUCCAGUAGGUUGCAGUCAGGGAGGCCAGCUAUGAAGGCACCAAGAUCCCCCACCAGAGGGGUGGAGGAUAUGCACUUUAGUGGGAAUCGGGCUGCUUGGACUGUCAUGGUAGGGUGAGGUGGAGCAAAGCAUUCUGGGAUUCUUAGGAGGCUAUUGCCUUUGCCUGGGUUGAUUGGGAGGAAGGGCUCUUUCAGCAGGGCCUGGUCCAUGUUCUUCCUUGGUGGAGUACGGAAAAAAGGGUGUGUGGGGAGAUGA